UUCCAAAUUUGACAGCAAAAAGUGACAACAAUUAUUAUUGUUAUAGCAUUAAUGGUAUCUAUAUUGCCUAAAGGUAAGUAAAUAAUUAUAACUAUAAUUAUCCUUGCAACAUUAUUAACAUGAUCAUCAUGAUUUGGGUGUGUCUAUCUUGGCCCCCUUAAUUUUUCUAUACGUCACUGCAGAGGGCAAGUAAGGUUAAUACCAGCUAAUGCAUUCCUUGUUAACUAUGAGGUUAAGGAAGCUUUUGAAGCACUUGAACUCAAAUUAAUGCAAAUUAUAUUGUGCUGUAGCCUAAUUGAUGAAGCCUAGCUAUUUUUACCACUACUGUUUUUACACUAGGCUGUUGUUCGGCUGCUGUUUAUGACCAAAGUGUAUUUGCCCACUUUAGUGAACUGUAAGUGACCUUUGAUGGCUUCUUGGGCGAAUAGAAGCAUAGAUUUUUGUUCCUAUUGUUUUGUUUUUCCUACAAAUAAAGUGAAUUAAAUACCCUUCCUGAUCUUACAGUUUACACUGAAGUACAGAUAUGUGUAUUGUCUUGGAUUUUAAUAAUAAUUGCACAUUAGAGGUGACUUCAUCUUCAACUUCACUUUAUCUGGUACGUAUCAGGCUGUCAACGUCUCGAAGUUUUGUGUGAGCGAUUCACAAUCGUUUUAUCUCCCACAGAAGUUACACGGAGCUGUCAAUUGGAUGAUGUGGCUGUUCUGGCUGGUCACCUGCGCCUAGUGCCUCCUUAGCCUCGUUUGACAGCGCUAGUGGCUGACAGGGUCACUCCAAAACACCGCCCUAGCACGCAAGAGCGACAGCAUACAGUACGCGGCCACUUCGCUCUGUGUCAGCCGGCUGUUUCUAUGGACCCUCUCCUCUUCACUCCUGGAUCGUUCACUCUGCGCAACACCACGCUACGGUCUGACGGGACGAGGUGCACGCUGUCUCCGGUAGAGGUGGUACAGUAGGUAGUUGGUGUGUGUGCGUAUGUGUGGGUCUGCACUCCUAGAAUAGAAAGGGAAGAAGAGGGAAGAGGAGAGAGGCAGAUCGCAGUGUGUCCUGUUCACAUUCAAGGGAGAGCAAAUAUCAUCUGGAUUGGAAUCACUCCGCACUUUGCACUUCCUUCCCCUCCGUGGAUUUGAUGGAUGUUUGAUCAUUGGAUGUGAUGCCCUUAUAUAUCAUCGAUCGAAAAUUCCCCGACACAUCUGGUGAGUUCACACAGCUGGCUACAGACCGAGGAGAGCUAAAGAUGACGGAGAACAACCCUCCCAAACUGGCCAAGAAGCCACGCUGGACCUCUCUGGAGAUUGGACUCACUACUAUUGUAUCACUGCUGUUCAUUGUCAUUGUGUCCCUCAUCAUACUCUUUGCAACGCACAAGAAUGAUGAGAUAUGCACCACUGCAGACUGCACACAAUCAGCUUCACGGUUGCUCGAAAACAUGGAUGCUACAGUGAACCCUUGUGACAACUUCUACCAGUAUGCUUGUGGUGGCUGGUUAAAGAAGAAUAUCAUCCCAGAAAGCACAUCGAGAUACAGCACCUUUGAUAUCUUACGGGACGAGCUGGAGGUCAUCCUGAAAGGUGUCCUUGAAAAGAGCGUUGAGGGUGAGGCUGCUGCACUCACCAAGGCCAAGACCCUUUACAAGUCCUGCACCAAUGAAAGUCUAAUAGAACAAAGGGGAGGCCUACCAUUGUUGGAAAUGCUGCCUGAUGUCUUUGAAUGGCCAAUGGCACUAGAUGACUGGGACACACGUUACGGUGCAACUUGGAGACUGGAGGAUGUUGUUGCUAAACUCAAUGAAAAAUACGAAACUCAACUUUUGGUUAACUUUUUUGUUGGCACCGAUGACAGAGAUUCCAAUUCACACAUCAUUCAUUUCGACCAGCAGUCAAGUCUCGGCCUCCUGUCUCGAGACUAUUACUCCUGCAAUGGGCCAUAUGCAGAGGCGUGUCGGGCAUAUGAACAGUUCAUGAUUGACCUGGCGAAGCUCAUACGCACAGACCGGGGACUGUCCAUCAAUGAGACCAGUAUCAGGGAGGAGGUGACGCGAGUGUUCGACUUGGAAAAAGACAUUGCCAACGCUACGGACACCCCAGAGGACCGCAACAACCCUGUAUUGCUUUACAACAAGAUGGAGCUAGGGGACAUGAAUGCCAACUUUACUCUUGAGGUUGAGUCAAAGACUUUCAACUGGACAUACUUCACAGCAAAAAUUAUGAACACAGUCAACAUCACUGUCCCUGACACAGAGAAGAUCAUCAACUAUUCACCAAACUAUUACAGAAAACUCAACGUUCUCCUGGAAAAAUAUAGCAAACGGGAUCUACAGAACUACAUGGUGUGGCGCUUUGCUAUGAACAUGGUGGUGGGCCUGAGCAGAGCAUACAGAGACACCAGGAAAGCCUUUCGAAAGGCUUUGUCUGGCACCACCUCAGAGGCAGCCGUGUGGAGACAGUGUGCUCUGUAUGUCAACAACAACCUGGAGAAUGCUGUGGGCCGGCUGUACGUGCAAGAGGCUUUCUCCGAGAAGAGCAAAGAACUGAUGCAGGAGAUGAUUAAAGAUAUCCGAGAAGUAUUCAUUAGCAAUUUGGAUGACCUGACCUGGAUGGAUGCACAAACCAAGAAGGCAGCUGAGGAAAAGGCUAGAGCUAUUCGGGAAAGGAUUGGUUAUUCUGACAACAUAAGGGACGAUCAGUUUCUCAACAAUGAGUAUAAAGAUCUCCACUACAGUGCUGAGGAGUACUUUGAAAACAUCUUGAAGAAUCUGGAAUUUGCACAGAAGAAACGGCUUCGUAAACUCAGAGUCAAAGUCAACAAAGAAGAGUGGGUAACAGGAGCGGCUGUUGUAAAUGCAUUUUAUUCUUCUAGUAAAAACCAAAUAGUGUUCCCUGCAGGGAUCCUCCAGCCUCCAUUCUUCAGUAAAGGCCAGACCAAGUCACUCAACUACGGGGGGAUUGGCAUGGUGAUUGGUCAUGAGAUAACACAUGGAUUUGAUGACAAUGGCAGGAACUAUGAUAAAGACGGAGACCUGAAGGACUGGUGGACCCCAGACUCCACUCAGAGGUUCCUGGAGUUGUCCAAGUGCAUUGUGGAUCAGUAUGGAAACUUCUCCUGGGAUCUGGCCAAUGGGCUGCAUUUAAACGGUAAUAACACCCUCGGGGAGAACAUUGCUGACAAUGGUGGUAUACGACAGGCGUAUCAGGCCUACAAAAACUAUGUGGCACUGCAUGGAGAAGAACCGCCUCUUCCUGGUAUAAAGCUCUCCCAUGAUCAGCUGUUCUUUCUAAACUUUGCCCAGAUUUGGUGUGGGACUCAUCGACCAAAGCAAGCUGUCAAUUCCAUCAAAGUAGAUGUUCACAGUCCAGGACAAUUCAGGGUACUCGGUUCGCUUCAGAAUUUCCCUGAGUUUGCCAAAGCGUUCAAGUGCAGCAAGAACAGCAGCAUGGUUCCAGAGACCGUGUGCCGUGUGUGGUGAUUCUGCUGGGACUAUAGUGAGGCAGCUGACUCUCAGCAUUUAGCCCAUGACCAGUGGCGUUUUGAAUAUGGGGUACACAGAAGAAGCUUGGAGACAGCCCCUCAGCCUUUAAUAAUCAAGUGGACCAGGAUUGGUGAACUGGCACCACAGUAUGCACUUCUUCUGAGGACAUGGUGGAAUAGACCUUUCCUUACAGGUGGAGAUUUAUAGUUCAUUCAUAUUUUUGUUUCACUGGAAAUUAUCAUGCAUUUAUCAUUCAUACUCAAUGUGAACAUGGUCAACUUGUUUUGAUUAUGACCACUGACAAACUUCAAAUGGCUCUCAUUCACUGUAGGACAAACGUAAGACAUGAGGGGAUGUGAAGUUAAACAGUGUGCUGAUGCAAGCUGCUGCAGGUAAUACAUAAGUUUAUGGUACACACUCAAAGUGCCAAAAACAACAACAAAAACAGCCAAGACCACAAGGGGGAGAAAUGUCCGUUUGUGCCAAAUGAAGACUGCCUUUCUUAGACACACACAUGUUCAAUAUAUUUUUAUAUACAUCUUUAUAUUGUAUACAGCUAUCGAGUAUUAUACACUGUUUCAGGAAUGGAAGGUUAAUUAGUAGAGUUUCAAAUGAACCAAAAUAAUAUACUUGCCUUUCACUGCUGCUUAUAAUAUACAGAGUGGACAAUCUGCAACACCUUUUUAUAAAGCCUUUCUCACCCAUGUAUUUCUCAUUAGCAGCACAUCACUGUCUCCUGUAGUCAUUAAGGUGGUUCUACAAAGCGGGCGACUGCUAUGCCUUAUGUUUCAUGUCUGCUGCAUGGGGCCAGCCAGAGCGGGUGGGUGUGGAUUAUUGGACAAAAAUCCCAUCUUUAGCUAUAUUUGGCUCUGAGUAAAAAAAAAAAAAAUCCAAUUGGUAUAUAAUUUGGACACAGUGCAUAAUUAUUAUUUUUGUCAUAUCUGUCAUUGUUUAUACUUUUAUUUUUAUUAUCCAAAUAAUAAUCAUUUUAAGUUGCAACCAAUGUUCAUUUUGACCUCAGUCUUAAGUCUAAAAUGAUGCUGCAUUUUAGUAAAAAUGUGUAAAUUAUAAACUAGAUGCAGUUGAUAAAAUGUCAGGCAAAUGUACUGGACUUAAUUCAUGACUCAUCUAUUCAAACCAAAUAUUCAAUUCAAAUUAUAUGAAUCACAUUGUACUACUUCGUGAAGCUUUUACCACAUGUAUGAAGCACCAGAGUUGUUCUUUCUUUGAAAAUGCAUUUGAACAGUUUCAUUCAAGGGUGGAUCUCAUCCCCAGUCUGCCAUCUGUGUAUUUUAGAUAAACAGAUUUGUUUAGAUUUUAUUUAUAGGCAAAAAUAUCCAGUCAUUUAGGCAUAUUUUAGCACUCUAAGAGACGUCAUUAUGAAUAUUAUUUCGUUUUUGCAUUGUUUUUGACAGCAAAAAAUAAGAUGAUGUAAACUACGACAAAAUAUAUUAGUGAACAAAACUGACCCUGCUUUGAACACCAUGUGGGAACACCCUGUCUUUGAUUCCUAGUGCAGCAAAUGGUUGAAGAUUGUACACUUUUCAACAUGCACAGAAUUUGAUGGAGGCUGACAUGCUCUGCCUCCCACACUCCACCUGUAGAAAGAACGAUAUAUACCUCAGUUGCCUGUAUUUAAGUACUUUAUAAUACUGACGGAUAAUCAUAUUGAAGAAUUUUUUUGUUUCAAAAUAAAUCUUUAAAUUAAAAAUUAAAUCAUUGUUUUGUC
Molecule: messenger RNA, 5195 nt
Organism: Boleophthalmus pectinirostris (great blue-spotted mudskipper)
Lineage: Eukaryota; Metazoa; Chordata; Actinopteri; Gobiiformes; Gobiidae
Product: neprilysin
Exons: 23
Coding region: 1151-3463 (770 amino acids)
Biological process (GO): protein processing; amyloid-beta clearance
Cellular component (GO): plasma membrane
Molecular function (GO): metalloendopeptidase activity
Source: RefSeq, a predicted model, not a curated record